UCCAGUUUGGUCCGCUGCCACCGUUGGAGAUAUGCCUACUGCCCAGACUUACUUGCUGCGUCUUGAUUACGCUCAAUUGGUGACUUGUUGACUAUAAAUAUGCACAGUGGGCAUCAGGGGAGCCCCGGGGUGGACUAUAAACUUUGGUCAUGCCUUAAAAGCAGACAUUCUCCUCGCAUUUAGACAGCAAGGUGGUCUGAACAUCCUAUCUCAGUAAAGGUCAGAGGUCGUAGUUGGAAGCCUGAAGAUGCUUCUGUCUCCCAUCCGUUGUAUCAUCCUUCUUCUCCUUGUCAACUCUGUCUAUUCUGGACGAGUUCUGAGGAAGAUCAAGGAGCGCGUGCGUAAAAUCCAGUAUGAGAACGUAAAGAAGAAUGUGCUGAGGCGCGCCGUCAACGGGCAUAAUAAACCCAUGGGCGAAGUGAGAGGCGGGAAAAUUAACCAACCCCUGGACCAUUUCGACAGUCAAAACGAUGAAACCUUUCCUCAGAGGUUUUUUGUGAAUGAAGCCUAUUGGGAGCGUCCUCAUGGCCCAGUGUUCCUGUUCAUCGGAGGGGAGGGCCCCAUCUCUGAGUUCAAUGUGCUGGCAGGCCACCAUGUGGACAUGGCUGAGGAGCACGGGGCCCUGCUUGUGGCCCUGGAGCAUCGUUUCUAUGGCGAGAGCAUCAACAAAGAUGGCCUGGAGACUGAGAACCUGGGAGACCUGUCCAGCCAGCAGGCUCUCGCCGACAUCGCAGAAUUCCAUCAAUACAUCAGCGAUCGCUUUGACCUCUCCGACAAGAAUACCUGGAUCAGCUUUGGAGGUUCCUAUGCUGGGGCCUUGUCUGCCUGGCUCAGGGGAAAGUUCCCCCACCUGGUCUACGGUGCUGUGGCCUCCUCCGCUCCUGUCAAAGCCAAACUGGACUUCUCCACCUUCAACAAAGUGGUGGGUCUGAGUCUCGCGGACGAGGAUGUUGGAGGUUCAGAUAAGUGUAUAGGAGACAUCUGGGAGGCCUUUGCUGCCGUGGAGGCCGCCCUGUUUGCGGGGAACGGCACUGAGGUUGGGAAGGACUUCGGGUGCUGUGAGACCCCUGAGGAUCUGGAGGACCAGAUCGAGCUGAUGCAGAGCCUGGCCGACAUCGUCAUUGGAACCGUAGAGUACAACGAGGAGGGGGGCAUCCUGACUAUUGAGGAGCUCUGUGACAUCAUGAUCAAUGAGACAGAGACUUACGAUUCGGAGACUGAGGCCUACGACCGGCUGAUCAAACUGGUGCAGAUCUACCGGGCCACAGGCGAGGAGCCCUGUCUGGAUGCGUCCCACAAGCAGACCAUCAAGGACCUGAGUGACACCAAUCUGGACUCUGCCUACAAUGGAGAGAGACAGUGGUACUACCAGACCUGCACUGAGUUCGGCUUCUUCCAGACGUGUGAAGACGCCAGUUGUCCCUUCUCCCGCAUGCUGACCCUGCGGGCUCAGACUGACCUGUGUCUUGAGGUGUUCAACAUCCCCCAGCACAGUCUGCCCGGACACAUUGCCUUCACCAACAAGUACUAUGGAGGUGACCACCCCGACACUGACAGGGUGCUCUAUGUCAACGGUGUCAUUGACCCCUGGCACAUGCUCAGCAUCCUGGAAGAGGACUUGGACAGGGAGGACAAAGACAUGGCCAUCCUCAUCGAGGGCUCCGCCCACUGUGCUGACAUGAACCCCGGCGGCGCCGCAGACCGCCCCGCACUGAAGCAGGCCCGCAAGGCCAUUGAGAGGAAAGUUGCCAAGUGGCUGAAGGAAGCUGCCUGGAAGCUUAUGGGCUGAUAGACCCAAUGACAGGUCACCUGAUCAUCUGACCGUCCUGACCAUCACUCAGCCAACCAAACUGAGCUGAUCUGGUUGAACUGCUGUGGCCCCUCCUCCUCCUCCUUCUUCUGUAGCUCUGUGCUCAUAUAACACAGCUCUCUACCAUUACUAUAACCACAGCUAUGGCCCUACAGCAAAGCAUUAUAUAUAUACGUGUGUGUGUGUGUGUGUGUGUGUGUGUGUGUGUGUGUGUGUAUGUGUGUGUGUGUGUGUGUGUGUGUGUGUGUGUGUGUGUGUGUGUGUGUGCGUGUGCGUGUGCUUGUUUGUGUGUCAAACUUUGGGCAGUGAAUCACAUGGUGCUGUGGUCUGAGCCCCUCUCUUCAUGUUUCUUCCCAUGAUGAUCACAUGACCAUUGGGUCAGGUCCUCUAAGGUGGUGUUCUUCUAGUGUUUUUCUAAAGUUUUUCUAAAGUUUUUCUAGUGUUUUUCUAAAGUUUUUCUAGUGUUUUUCUUAAGUUUUUAUAGCGUGCUUGAAUUUACUCCAGUAAAUAAGUGUCAGAUUUAUAUUUUAAUAGACAGUUUUAGUAAAUUAGGGAAACACUUAUAAUGCUGUACACAGUAUUUAAGUUUCCUAACUACGUACUAGUAUAGCUAACCAGAGAGUCUCAGCAUAAGACGACUUUAACAUUAUGGAGUGUUGUAAGGUUUACAGCCUGUGCACACAUGCAUUUCCCUUUGUCUCAGACAUUAUCUGAAUUGAUGCUGGAUUGCUUUGUAGCUCGUGUGGAUCUUUUUAGGAGGAGUUAAGUUUGUUUCAUCCUGCGAGUUUGAAAAGUAUCAUCAAUAAAAGUUUGCUGAUAA
This is a messenger RNA of Coregonus clupeaformis (lake whitefish), 2630 nucleotides long. RefSeq names its product thymus-specific serine protease. The record is from RefSeq and is a predicted model, not a curated record. Gene Ontology annotation, biological process: proteolysis. Gene Ontology annotation, molecular function: dipeptidyl-peptidase activity; serine-type exopeptidase activity. Bases 248 to 1789 code for a protein of 513 amino acids. The transcript has 12 exons. Gene Ontology annotation, cellular component: lysosome; endosome. NCBI's taxonomy places the organism in Eukaryota, Metazoa, Chordata, Actinopteri, Salmoniformes, Salmonidae.